Molecule: messenger RNA, 1551 nt
Organism: Polychytrium aggregatum
Lineage: Eukaryota; Fungi; Chytridiomycota; Chytridiomycetes; Polychytriales
Exons: 2
Coding region: 1-1185 (394 amino acids)
Source: RefSeq, a predicted model, not a curated record
AUGCUUGUCAAGUCUGCUGUCGCUGUUCUGGCCCUUGCCAGUGCUGUCGCUGCUGGUCCCCGCAACGGCAACCGCAACGCCAACGUCGGUGCCGUUCGCCAGAAGGGUGUCCACUACAAGGAUGGCAUCUUCCCCGCCCCCAAGGUUGACAGCGCCGCUGCCUCCUCCAACACCCUGACCUACUAUGGUGGCCCGGUCGUCUCCAACGUCCAGAUCAACCCCAUCUACUACGGUGGCAGCGUCAACUACCAGAGCCAGAUCGACACCUUCUACAGCGCUAUCGCCGGCUCCACCUACAUCAGCAUGCUCUCCGAGUAUGACACCCCCACCCAGAACAUUGGCGCUGGCUCCUUUGGCGGCUCCAUCUCCAAGAGCUCGGGUCUCAGCACCUCCACCACCGAUACUGCCAUCCAGACCUGGCUCCGCAGCCUCGUCCAGAGCGGCUCCAUCAAGCCCACCGCCAACACCUACUUCCCCAUCCACUUUGCUCCCGGAUACUCCAUCUCCAUGGGCUCCGACUCGUCCUGUGUCCAGUUCUGUGCCUACCACGGCACCAUCGACAUCUCCGACAUCAGCUCCACCCAGUACCUCUACUACGGUGUCCUCCCCGAUCAGGGUGGUGCCUGCGCCGGCGGCUGCGGUAGCAACCCCUCCACCAUCAACAACCUCCAGUCCGUCUCGUCCCACGAGCUUGCCGAGACCAUCACCGAUGCCGCUGUCGGUGUCGCCACUGGCAGCACUCUUGGCGCCCCUCUUGCUUGGUACAACUCUGCCAACGGUGAGAUCGGCGAUAUUUGCAACGCUCAGCAGGGCAGUGUCAUUGGCACCGAUGGCAACUCCUAUGUCGUCCAGAAGCUGUGGUCCAACGCCCACAACGCCUGCUACCUCCCCUCUGGCUCUCCUCCUCCUCCCCCUCCUCCCACCUCGUCCAAGACCACCACCACCAAGACCACUACUGGCAAGAGCACCACCACCACUCCCAUCAAGACCACCACUACCAAGACCACCACUGCUGCCUCUCCUACUUCGACUUCCAUGCCCCACAGUGGCAACGCCUGCCCCACCUUUGGCCAGUACGCUUGCGGUGACCAGAACGACGUCCUUGUCUGUGUCAACACCUGGAUCCAGCUCACCGUCUGCCCCUCGGGCACCAAGUGCUCUCCCGGCUCCUACGUCUGCAUCUAAGCGGCCCCGCUUCAAGCUCGCUUGCCGCGGCCAUCCGUCUUUCCCCCAUUACCUGGCAUCAAUCAGGCUCACUGGUUGAGAUGCCUGUUUCUUGAUCCCAGAUGCCCGGGGCUCAAAGUGCGCUGAAUGCCCAAGAUGCGAGUGUAUGACAUGCCUCCUGCUCUCUUUCCCUCAACUUACAGUUUCGAAUCCCCUCCAGAGCGACAGCUCGAUAACUGCCCCUCUGCCACCCACACCUCCCUUCCCUAUCCUCUGACCUUGACUUGCUGUGCUAUUCUAUCCCGUCCUUAAACCGUUGGUUGUGAAUAUGGCCUUGUACCCUAGUCUGCUCUUUCAGGCUAGCCGGCACCUAGUCUUUUAAAUAUA